AUGGCAGCAUCAGCAACGGUUCUUCUCAACACGAGCUGUGGCAUGGCUGUCGGUCAUUCUGCCGUUUUAUUACCACAACUUAUGUCGGAAGACUCUGAAAUUCCAAUAACAAAAAGCGAAUCAACAUGGAUAGCGAGCUUAUUGGUUCUACCAUUGAUUGUCGGUUGUCUUUCAAGCGGGUAUCUAAUGGAUUUUCUCGGGCGGAAACGAUCACUUUUUUUAUUAUCAAUACCAUUUGCCAUGGGUUGGAUGAUAUUAGCAAUUGCUCCUAAUCUUUUAACCCUAUACGCGGCGAGAUUACUAAAAGGUUAUUGUCUCGGUGUUUCCAUUCCAUUAAUUCAAAUUUAUUUGGCGGAAACUACGCAACCAGAUCAGAGAGGAGUUUUCCUUUCCGCUUCCGCUUUAUCCGUAUCGAUAGGAAUAUUAUUAUGUCACCUAUUGGGAACAUUUAUAUUUUGGAGAACGGCAAGUUGGAUAAGUUCUCUACUACCCGUCCUAUCCGUACUCAUAUGUUUAUGCGUUAAAGAUCUCCGACAAGCGGAAGAAUCGUAUAAAUGGUUUAGGGGUGACACGGAGGAAGCGAUGAAAGGUUUCAACGAUUUAUUAAACCUUCAACAAAUAUCUAACGAAACAACGGAAAACGUAUCGAAAUUUAAAUUGAUGAAAAAGGAAAAUUUUUACAAACCUUUUCUCAUAUUGAAUUUUUUUUUCUUCAUACAACAAUUUAGCGGUGUCAACGCGGUGACGUUUUAUAGCGUUAAAAUAUUAAAAAAUAUACUCACGACAAUGGACGAAUAUUUUUCCACGAUGAUAAUCGAUGUCGUACGGUUGGCAUCAUCCAUAUUUUCCAUUUUCCUACUUAAAAGAUACGGUAGCCGGAAAAUAAGUUUGAUAAGCGUCAUAGGUACUUCUUUAAGUUUAUUCCUAUUGGCUAUUUGCCUCGGUUCUGCAGAUACCGACAUUAUCGAUGACGUCAUCAACAACAGUACGGAAUACCUAAAUAGAACAAACGAUAUGACAACGGAAUCGACAUCACCGGAACCUGUCGGUAUCACAUCUUACAUCCUACGUUACCUUCCACUUUUUUUCAUGAUAUUAUAUAUAACUCUCGUGACGAUUGGUUUGGUACCUCUACCAUGGGUACUCACAGGUGAAAUAUUUGGAAAAGAAAUGCGAGGAAUCGGAAGUGGCGUAUCCACGAGUUUUGCCUUUUGCUGUUUCUUUUUAGUUAUUAAAUUGAGUCCGGAUUUUUUCGAUACUUUUCACGAUUAUGGUACUUUUGGAUUUUUCGGAGUUAUUACCGCCAUUGGUAGUUUUGUUCUUUGGAAAUAUUUACCGGAAACAAAAGAUAAAACGUUAGAGGAAAUACAAUUAUUUUUCAGUAAGAAAAGUUAA
Messenger RNA from Pediculus humanus corporis (human body louse), 1395 nucleotides. RefSeq lists its product as uncharacterized. Gene Ontology annotation, molecular function: transmembrane transporter activity. The coding region runs from base 1 to 1395 and encodes 464 amino acids. Gene Ontology annotation, biological process: transmembrane transport. The transcript has 4 exons. The record is from RefSeq and is a predicted model, not a curated record. NCBI's taxonomy places the organism in Eukaryota, Metazoa, Arthropoda, Insecta, Psocodea, Pediculidae. Gene Ontology annotation, cellular component: membrane.